Molecule: messenger RNA, 1359 nt
Organism: Colletotrichum abscissum
Lineage: Eukaryota; Fungi; Ascomycota; Sordariomycetes; Glomerellales; Glomerellaceae
Product: FAD binding domain-containing protein
Exons: 2
Coding region: 1-1359 (452 amino acids)
Molecular function (GO): FAD binding
Source: RefSeq, a predicted model, not a curated record
AUGUCAAGCGGGCCUUUCAGAGUCAUCAUCGUUGGUGGUGGACCUAGCGGUAUCACAGCCGCGCAUGCGCUUCACCACGCGGGAAUUGACUUCGUCGUCCUCGAACGCAGGACAAACAUCGUCGAGGAUCUCGGCGCAAGUCUCGUCCUGGGUGCACCGAGCCUGCGUAUUUUCCAUCAAUUUGGCAUCCUUGAUAACCUCAUGGAAAUUGGCGGCAAGCUGUACGAAAACAAAGGAUUUACCGUCGACGGAUACGCAUUCAAGCAUGCAGAGACACUGGCCAUUUUCAAAGCGAACCACGGCGCAGAACCCGUCGCAUUUCACAGGGCUCACCUUAUCGGGGCCCUCUACGAUGGUCUACCGGAAGCUGCCAAAUCAAAAUACUUCACCGGCAAAAAGCUCGCCGGCAUCGUCUCCACGGAUACGGGAGUGACCGUCACGUGUGAAGAUGGUUCUUCCUACGACGGCUCCAUUGUCAUUGGUGCUGAUGGUGUACACUCGGCGACGCGCCGGCAAAUGCGCAAACUCGCCGUUGCUGAAGAUCCCUCCCGCGAGAAGACGUGGGACGCUGAGAAGCCCUUCAAGACACUGUACCAGUGUAUGUGGGCCUCGUUCCCGCGCCCAACAGAGACGGGCCAGAGCUAUGAGACGUCGGGGACCGACAACUCGGCCAUGUACAUUACUGGCAAGGAUAGGGGCUGGAUUUUCUUGUACGAGAAGCUCCCCGAGCCCACGACGGAACGCAUCUCGUUCACCGACGAACAACUGGAUGCGUUUGCUGGGAGAUUUGCAGACUGGCCCAUCACAGACACCCUGAAAGUUAAGGAUGUCUACAAGGAGCGCUUCAAUGCCGGCGGUGCAGGUCUGGAGGAGGGCCUCUGCGAGCACUGGAGCUGGAACGGAAGAGUGGUCCUUGUAGGCGACGCAGCGCACAAGUUCACGCCUAACGCUGGCCUGGGCUUCAACAAUGGCGUGCAGGACGUGGUGGCGCUCUGCAACAGGCUCCAGAAGUUCGUCUCUGGUUCUGCGAACGGAGCCAACAGCAAGACGCCCGACUUCUCGGCGCUGGAGGCCCAGUUCGAGGCGUACAGGCAGGAAAGGCGGGAACGCGUGGAGCAAGAUCUCGAGCAGUCUGCGCGUGUGACGAGGAUGCACGCGUGGGCUUCGACGUGGGACUGGAUUAUGUCGAGGUAUGUCAUGUCGUGGUCCUUUGUCCAGCAACUCUUCAUCACCUUCAUCGUGUCGCCGAACGCGCAGAAGUCUGGAGUAUUGGACUUCAUCUCGGCCACGGAACCAUUUGAGGGCACUUACAAAUGGCUGCAUCCAUUGAAAAGCAUCAAGAAUGGAGGUUCGGUGUAG